Messenger RNA from Aspergillus heteromorphus CBS 117.55, 1844 nucleotides. Its product is annotated as wax synthase family protein. Lineage: Eukaryota; Fungi; Ascomycota; Eurotiomycetes; Eurotiales; Aspergillaceae. Gene Ontology annotation, biological process: lipid metabolic process. The record is from RefSeq and is a predicted model, not a curated record. The coding region runs from base 450 to 1844 and encodes 464 amino acids. The transcript has 2 exons.
CUAUAACCUCCGCGGAAUAUACGCAUCGGGUGCGGAUGACCGGACCAUUCUUUUUUGUAUGUAUGUAUGUAUGUAUGUAUCAGCCAUGAGACUAACAGAGGCAUAACGUUGGGUUGAUUAAUACGGGGGAAGCAGUGCAUAGGCCUGUUGGUUGGAGUUACUCGUUGUGAUGGGGAGACUUAGACUAGAUCAGCAUCGGCUUGAACUACUACCCCGGACUCGUUUUGAAGACUGGAUAGUGUCCUGAUCAUCCUCAUCCUUUCGACACCGGGAGUCAGUCUGGGGAUCCCGAUGGAUCAUCAUGCUUUUUCCCUUUGCAGAUCCGGGGAUGACGAUCGACUAUAUAUAUAAAAUGCGACCGUGGCUUCCUUCAAUACGACCUCUCCCUUCAGUUCUUCUUCUUCUUCUUCUUCUUCUUCCUCCCCCAACCUCCGGUUCCAUUCCCCUCCAUGGCCGCUCCCUCAUAUCGCCAAUUCAUCCGCGACAACCACGACCAAUUCGAGUCACUGAUCCAGAAUGGCACCGUGCAACCCGUCUUGCUGUGGCAUCUCGUCCUGCCCGUCCUGUUACCCAUCGUCGCCCUGCUGAUUCCGCGCCCGACGGGCCCGCGGCAUCUGCGGCCGCUGGUGCUGGGAUGCAUCAUCGCCCUGGCCAUCGACUUCAUCCGCCGCCGACGCAUGCUGCUGGGGGGGAAUGGCUACAUGGGCGGUCUGGUGCCGGCCUGGUGGUGCAUCUGGUCGGCCACUCUGCUGGUCUUCCACGACGCCGAGCGCGACUUCCGACGCCUCGAGCGUCGCCCCGGCCAGCAGCAGGAGGAGGUGGUGGGCUGGCAGACGUAUCCAUCGCGGCCCUUCUCGCAUCGGCUCAACUGGGUGCUCGGCCUGCUCACCAACAUGCGCGGCCCCGAAUGGAACUGGCGCAUCUCCUCGCUGGGCCCUUUGCCCGCCUCUGUUCAGUCCCAGCUUGACUCUCCCACUCCUAGAUUCAGACCCGAACCCGACGAUGCAUCCAAUCCCCCCCCCCCACCCCUCCGCCUCCAUCUCCGCGCCGUCCUCGCCCUCUGCCUCCAAUCCUACCUCGCCCUCGACCUAAUCAAGCUCCUCAUGAUCCGCGACCACUACUUCAUGGGUCUGGUCACCGACCCCCCGACCCCCCCCUUCCCCUUCACCCGGCUCUCCCCCUCCCCCUUCCUCGUCCAGGCCUACCGCAGCGCCCUCACCGGCCUGGGGGUCCUCUCCGCCCUGACAUACGUAACGAGCUUCAACCCGCUCCUCUUCGGCGGCCUGUCACUCGCCUUCCCUCGCGCCGCACGCGCCAUCACCUCCACCCCGCUGGACGUCGCCUGGCUCUAUCCGCCCACCUUCGGCUCGUUCCUGCCCUCCAUCCUCGACGCCGGCCUCGUCGGCGUCUGGAGCCACUGGUGGCACCAGAUCUUCCGCUUCGGCUUCAUCUCCACCGCACGAGCACUGACUCCCGCGCCGCAUUCGACGCACCCGCUUCGGCCUCUUCGCCGGGUCAUCACCCUCCUCGUUGCGUUUAGUCUCAGUGGCGCGUUGCAUGCCUGUGGCAGCUACGCCCAAUUCCGUCCCACACACCCUAUAUCAGGUACAUACCGCUUCUUCAUCCUGCAGGCCGUCGGCAUCCUGCUCCAGGAAUUCUGGUGUCGGACCUUCCUGCCUCGGGUCUUGGGUGGGGCGCCCCGGGCCGUGAAGCUCCCGGGGCCUGUGAGGCGCGCGGGCAAUGCGGCGUUUGCGCUGGGCUGGUUGUUGUUCACGGGGAGGUUCAUCGCGGAUGAUUUCUCGCGCGGGGGGUUGUGGCUCACCGAGCCGUUGCCUGGCUAUUGA